AACGGGACUUUCUGUUGAGCGACCUGCAGCCUCUUGAUCCGCUCCAGGAGAAUUAGCUGAAUUCUGCAGAUUCUCUACGAAGCGACCAGAAGGAGAAUUUGCUGCCCUGCAAGGUGAAGACGGCCAUCAGCCAAUCAGGACCAGGCUUUCUUCAGGACCCGCCCCCAGCAGGGCUUACACCCCGACGCGACGCUCCUGCUGGUUGUCGUUGCUCAGGACUUUGGCUCCAGAAAACGCCGCGUCCGCCAGAAGCAGUAUGAAAUCAACGUAUAAAGGCCUUUAGCUGGACCAGAACCGUCCCCUAGCCUCUGACAACCUGCUGUCCGGGCGUCUCCCCGCAGGACGCCUCUGCCAUGGCCGUGCUCACCCACCUGCUGGCCGUCCUCUUCGGGAUGGGCUCCUGGGUCUCCAUCAACGGCCUGUGGGUGGAGCUUCCUCUCAUCGUGCCGCAGGUCCCAGAGGGAUGGUACCUGCCCUCCUACCUGUCCGUCCUCAUCCAGGCGGCCAACGUCGGGCCGCUCGUCGUCACCCUGAUGCACCGCCUCCGGCCCGGCGUCCUCAACGAGGCGGCGGUCAUCUACGUGAUCGUGGCGGUGGGCGCCGUGGCCAGCUUCCUGCUGGCUUUCUUCUGGAAGGAGACGGUGGUGGUGUCCGGCGGCCCCCGCAGCCUGGCUCUGCUGGUUCUGACCUUCUUCCUGGCGACUGUGGACUGCACCUCCUCCGUCACCUUCCUGCCCUUCAUGAUGCGCCUCCAGCCGCACUUCCUCACCUCCUACUUCGUCGGGGAGGGGCUGAGCGGCCUGCUGCCGGCCCUGGCGGCUCUGGUCCAGGGCGUCGGCCUGGUGCGCUGCGUCAACGGCAGCCGGUCCCUGAAUCACAGCGGCCACGGAACCAGACGCCUGGAGGCUCAGUACCAGCCCUCCAACUUCUCCGCCGAGGUCUUCUUCUUCUUCCUCAGCGCCAUGAUGCUGGUGAGCCUGGCAGCGUUCCUGCUGCUGGACCUCCACCCGGCCGUGGCCCGGCAGCAGCCCGACCCGCGCUACUCCACCGGGUCCAGGGAGAGGUUCCGGAGCAGCCGGAAGAGGGCCGAGCAGAGGCCCAUGAUGGACCUCUUCAGGCCCCAGAACCACAAACCCAGAAGCAGCUUGGGUUCCAGCUCCUGCAGCCAGAAGCAGCUGAUCUUCAUCUUCGUGGUUCUGGGCUGGGUCAACGCCCUGAGCAACACGGUCCUGCCGUCCGUUCAGUCCUACUCCUGCCUGCCCUAUGGGAACGGCGCCUACCACCUGUCGGCUGCGCUGGCCGCCGUGUCCAACCCGCUGGCCGGCUUCGUCGCCAUGUUCGUCUCCAUCAGGACUGAAAUGAUGAAAAGGUUCUACUGGACUUCAUCAAGUCCAGAGGAGCUCAGAGCGCUUCACACUUCACUCAGUCAUCCACAUGCUGACGGUAGAGCUACUAGACGGUAGCCACAGCUGACGGUCAGACAGAGGUCAGGCAGACAUGCACCGGCGCCCCCUGCUGGGCGCUCUGACCUGCAGCGGGUAAGGAGGGUGAAGUGUUUUACCCAAAGACACGAUGACAGAGUGGCGAUCGGACCGGCAACCCGCCGAGGGACAAAGUCCUGCAACCGUUGCUGCCAUCGCUCCAAAAAAACAAGUCUGAAGAUUGUUAAAUAGUUUAUCACAAACAGGAACUUUCAUCCAGAUUUCCUGAAACUUGAAGAAGGAAGUCAAGAGGAAGUCAGGAGGAAGUCAGGAGGAAGUACAGAGGUAGUCAGGAGGAAGUCAGGAGGAAGUCAGGAUGAAGUCAGGAGGAAGUCAGGAUGAAGUCAGGAGGUAGUCAGGGGGAAGUCAGGAGGAAGUCAGGAGGAAGUCAGGAUGAAGUACGGAGGUAGUCAGGAUGAAGUCAGGAGGAAGUCAGGAUGAAGUGUUAUGGCAAGUUUUGUUUUUUCCUAAUCAACUUUCUGCUUUGAUCGAUUCAACAUAAACUGUUUUGUUUGGAAGCAUCUCACCUUAUGGGGUGUAUGUAAAAUUCUGACCUGUAUGGAUCAGACAUGUUCUGGUUCUGGAUGCUCCUGACAGCUGCUUGUGGUUCUGCAGGUCGCUGGUGUUCCUGGGCUUCCUGACAGUUCUGGGAACCUUGAUCGGCUCGUACAUAAUGCUGAUGGCGGCGCUGAGUCCCUGCCCCCUUCUGGUCAACGACGGUUCUGGCGCCGCCA
Xiphophorus hellerii (green swordtail) is the source of this 2215-nucleotide messenger RNA. RefSeq names its product riboflavin transporter 2-like. The transcript is spliced from 3 exons. Gene Ontology annotation, molecular function: riboflavin transmembrane transporter activity. The coding region runs from base 354 to 1463 and encodes 369 amino acids. Gene Ontology annotation, cellular component: plasma membrane. Gene Ontology annotation, biological process: riboflavin transport. The record is from RefSeq and is a predicted model, not a curated record. NCBI's taxonomy places the organism in Eukaryota, Metazoa, Chordata, Actinopteri, Cyprinodontiformes, Poeciliidae.